Messenger RNA from Cryphonectria parasitica EP155, 1749 nucleotides. RefSeq names its product putative methionyl aminopeptidase. The record is from RefSeq and is a predicted model, not a curated record. Lineage: Eukaryota; Fungi; Ascomycota; Sordariomycetes; Diaporthales; Cryphonectriaceae. The transcript has 4 exons. Gene Ontology annotation, biological process: proteolysis. Gene Ontology annotation, molecular function: metalloaminopeptidase activity. Bases 65 to 1420 code for a protein of 451 amino acids.
CCCCUCCCAAAUCUUUUUUUUUUUUUGAACUAGGCUUCCGUUCCCACCAAGAGUCAACGUCAAGAUGGCAGCCAAGCCUCCCGGAGAGGAGCUCGACAAGCUCACAGUGCAGGACGGUGCCGCCAACGGCAAGGCGACGGCCAAUGCCACAGCAAAUGGGCACGGCGAUGCUGCUGGUGAUGCAGAUAGCGAUGGCUCUGACGACGAACCGAACGAAGGCGCUGCUGCGGUAGAUGGCGCGGCGGCCGGGGCAGCCAAGAAGAAGAAGAAGAACAAAAAGAAGAAGAAGAAGAAGAAGGCGGCCACCACCCAGUCCGACCCGCCGCGCGUGCUCAUGUCGCAGCUGUUCCCCAACAACACGUACCCUGCCGGCGAGGAGGUCGAGUACACGGGUGACGAGAACCGCUUCCGUAUCACGAGCGAGGAAAAGCGCCACCUGGACCGGCUGAACGAUGACUUCCUGAGCGACUACCGCCAGGCCGCCGAGACGCACCGUCAGGUGCGGCAGUGGGCGCAGAAGUGGAUCCAGCCGGGCAUGGGCCUCACGGAGAUCGCCAACGGCAUCGAGGACAGCGUACGGGCGCUCGUGGGCCACCAGGGCCUGGAAGAGGGCGACGCCAUCAAGGCCGGCAUGGGCUUCCCGCUGGGCCUUAACCUGAACGACAUCGCGGCCCACUACUCGCCCAACGCGGGUAACAAGAUGGUGUUUGGGCAGGACGACGUCAUCAAGAUCGACAUUGGCGUGCACGUGGGCGGCCGUAUCGUCGACAGCGCCUUCACCAUGGCCUUUGAGCCCAAGUACGACCCGCUGCUUGAGGCGGUCAAGGCUGCGACCAACACGGGCGUGAAGGAGGCCGGCAUCGACGCCCGCCUGGGAGAAAUCGGCGGCGCCAUCCAGGAGACCAUGGAGAGCUACGAGAUCGAGCUCAACGGCACCACGUACCCGAUCAAGGCCAUCCGCAACCUGUGCGGCCACACCAUUCACCCCUACAGCAUCCACGGCGACAAGAGUGUGCCCAUCGUCAAGAGCAACGACCAGACCAAGAUGGAGGAGGGUGACGUCUUCGCCAUCGAGACCUUUGGUAGUACCGGAAACGGCUACGUGAGGGACCAGGGCGAGGUGUCGCACUACGCGCUGAUGGCGGACCCGCCCAAGGUAGACCUGAGGCUGUCGUCGGCCAAGUCGCUGCUGAGCACGAUCAAGAAGAACUUUGGCACCCUGCCUUGGUGCCGGCGGUAUCUGGAUCGCAUUGGCUGUGAGAAGUAUCUGCUGGGACUGAACAAUCUUGUCAACAAUGGCAUCGUUCAGGAUUAUCCACCGCUGGUUGAUAAGAAGGGCUCCUACACUGCCCAAUUUGAGCACACCAUCCUGCUCCGGCCUACCUGCAAGGAGGUCAUCAGCAGGGGAGAUGAUUUCUGAGUGCAUACGCUGGACUGCUGGAUUUCAAGAGCUUUGUACCAUGCCCAAUUCUUUCUUUGAGUAAAUGAUGGUAACAGUCUCAACUCAUACGAAUCGGUUGUGUGCCUCGAAAUCAGGAAUGGGUCUGCCUAGUGCUGCCUGCGGUCUCUGCUACAUACGUCGGUGAUGAUGCUCGUUCAUCCGAUUCCAUAUUACGCUGUGACUUCCAAACUGCUAUUAAUUCUUGUCUGUCAGAAAUGUCGGUACAUCCAUGCACGGUCCAAGAGAUAGCUAGCAGCUCAUGCAUCAAGUAGCAAAUCAAAUGAAAAGAAGCAAUCAUGGCAACUCCG